AUGGCGGAAAAUGAGGAAGUUAUAAAGACGGCAAACUUUUCCGUAGAUUAUCUUCAAAAGUUGGACUAAACUGCUACUUUCAUACAAAGUAAUCCUUUCAUAAUGGCGUCAGUAGAAGCCUGGCUGAAGACUCUCAAUCUGGAAAAUUAUGUCUCCACACUAAAAGCAGCUGGCUUCACGGAAAUAUCCUUGUGUCACAACCUUGAUGACAUCACGCUGCAGAACAUAGGAAUACAGCUUCCAGGGCACAGGAAGAGGAUUCUGAGCCACUUACCUCGGGAGUAUGUUAAUCUGUCCCAGGUGUCAGGUGACGUGGAAGGACACGAGACGGAGGCUGUGUAUUCUAAUGUGCCUGAGACUGAGGCGCCACCUAUCCUGCCACCAAAGAAAAGAAGUUUUGUCGAGGAUCCUUUGACUGCACCCAAGGUGGUUUCGAGACCUGUACCCCAGCCGCGACACAGGGCCUCGUCUAGAAAAAGCAGUGGCAGCUCUAAGAAAAGUUUUCUCUCAGAUGAGGUGCAGUCUCCAAAAGAGACAGUGCCUGAAGAUGAUGAGGCUUUAACCAAGUCAGAAGAUGCUGUAGGAUCAGUUUAUGCAAACACACAAAAUGUUAAGACACAGAUGCCCUCUGGUGGCUUGACAGAAUCUCCACUUGAGGGCACCACUGUCAAUUUUGGGACAUCAGCACUAGGGGAGCGUAAAUUGAGCGAGCCACCAAAGCCCAAGCCUAGGCCGCGACCACGACCCUAUAAAUCUUUUGAUAGCAGUGCAAGCACUCCUGCUGGACAGGAGACCAAGGUACAGAACAAUAUGGCCGACAUUCUACCAAUACACAAUAAGACAGAUGUUGUGCCUGCUGCCAAUAUGGCAAACACCACUUGUGUACAAAAUAAUGGCAAUGACAGACAUUCUGACAGCACAACAACACCACGAGUGUCAGACGAGAUCUAUCAGAACACACAGAUUGGCCCAGACAUCAGUGCCCUUAGUGAUUUUCUCGAAACUGAAAACCGCAAAAGCAAUUCAAGUUUUGGGUCUAGUAGUGCAAUCCGAGGCUCAGUAGGUAUCGAAAGCUUACGCGCCAGAUUGGAAGACUUAGAUGCUCUAAUUCCUUCCGAUGACGAAAGCUCCCCUACCAAACUGGGUGCUCUUACAGGCCCUGAGCUGUUAGACCAAGUGCCCCCCUCCCCUCGCCUGGUCAGGGCUGCGUCAAAUAAAUCCAAACCAAUGACCAAACCUCCUGAUGCUGACAUCACAGACAUGUUUGAUCCAUUCAGACGUGUCUCUUCAGAAAAGAAGGAAUUGAGUCCCCUUGCUGUCAAGUCUAAUUGUCUUGAUGUUCCCAUCAGUUCAUCCACACAAAUAAAUCCCCCUAAAAGCCAAGACAAGUCAGCCACACAGACAUCAAACUAUGAAGCAAUAUGGCCAAGCAAUAGGUUGUCUGGGAUGGUUUUAAGUAAGAACAAAAGUUCUGCUGGGGACUUGAUGUCAAUGGACUCACCAUUGGAUCCACAUAAAGAUAUCCUCUCUGGAAGUAACCAGCUCCCACAGGCUUUGAAUCUGGAGACACCCCCAGGGUCAAGAGACUCCACCCUCUCCUUCACAUGUCCGCCACCGAGUUUUUCUCCUCCACCUCUUCCAACUAUGGUGGCUCCCCCUAUCCCACCACGAGCUGGGCCACCAGAUUUUCCAGCUCCAUCUUUACCCCCCACAGACAAACCACCCACCUUUCAGGCUCCACUGCUACCAGCUUUUGAAACAUCAAAUCAAACCUUUGAAGCAAACUUUGCUGACUUUGAUGCAUUCAACAAUAAACCCAAACCCGUACCUCGGAGUCGUCCACAUAAAGAUUUAGACGUAUUCAAUACUGAUCUAGAGGCCAACUUUGAGACUACUGCUUCAAGUCAACCAUUACCAUCAAAUGCGGAUGCCGAUGCCUGGAAAAGGGGCUCACUUCAAAGUCGGCCAUUAACGGAAGACGUGGGGAUCUACCAUGAUGAGAAUUUCUUUGACGACAGUCAAAAUCAGAAUCCCAGCGUGAGAGAAAGUGUGAACAAUGGGAAUGUGUACUGUGAUGUAGCCCCACCUACAACAAGUCAAGCAACAGGUGGAAGAGAAAGCUUAAGUGUAGAAAAUGUUUACACAGAUUUACCAACCAAUGACAGCCCAGCACCUGCUCCUGUUGCUAGGCAACCUAUCAGACCUGCUCCGCUGCCGCCAGGGCCAAGGCCCAGUGCUGUCAAUAAGCCUUUUAUGGGUACCAGGGUCUUGCCUCCAUUGCCCUCGAUGCCCAGACCUCCAGCUCCUCAUGCCAUGCCAGAUGACAGCGCCAUCUAUCAGUUGCAGGGAGAAGUGGACUCUCACGGUAAGACAAAGUUCAUGUAG
This is a messenger RNA of Lingula anatina, 2385 nucleotides long. RefSeq names its product arf-GAP with Rho-GAP domain, ANK repeat and PH domain-containing protein 1. Lineage: Eukaryota; Metazoa; Brachiopoda; Lingulata; Lingulida; Lingulidae. Gene Ontology annotation, cellular component: cytoplasm. The record is from RefSeq and is a predicted model, not a curated record. Gene Ontology annotation, molecular function: phosphatidylinositol-3,4,5-trisphosphate binding; protein binding; GTPase activator activity. Gene Ontology annotation, biological process: signal transduction.